This is a messenger RNA of Calliphora vicina (urban bluebottle blowfly), 2255 nucleotides long. It is a transcript of the gene Nasp, whose product is annotated as Nuclear autoantigenic sperm protein. Gene Ontology annotation, biological process: DNA replication-dependent chromatin assembly; CENP-A containing chromatin assembly. Gene Ontology annotation, molecular function: histone binding. The record is from RefSeq and is a predicted model, not a curated record. Lineage: Eukaryota; Metazoa; Arthropoda; Insecta; Diptera; Calliphoridae. Gene Ontology annotation, cellular component: nucleoplasm. The coding region runs from base 36 to 1514 and encodes 492 amino acids. The transcript is spliced from 4 exons.
UAUUAUUCUGAAAAAUCUUCUACCACACCACAAACAUGCCAACUGAAGAGAAAACUGUCACCAAAUCCUCUGAAGAGACCACUACCACCACCCCUUCCACCACGGAAACUCUCUCCUCUGAAGCCAUAGUCGAACAAGACCGUUCUGAAAAGAUACUUAAAGCUAAAGAGCUCUACAGUCAUGGUUCUCGCAAUUUUUUGGUUAAGUCGUUUGCCGAAGCUGCCGACGAAUUAAGUCAAGUUUGUGCUCUCUAUGAAGAGCUGCAUGGCGAGUUAUCCGAUGAAUUGGGUAUGCCCUAUUUGCUCUAUGCCAAAUCUCUUAUCGCUUUGGCUUUAGACGAAAACAAAGUUAUCGAUGUACCCGACGAGGAAGAAGAUGACGAUGAGGAGGAGGAAGAAGAAAAUGCUGAGGCAGCCGCAGAGGUCACAAAUGGAAAGUCGGCUACAAAUGGCACCAAAUUGGAGAGCAUAAAAGAAGAUGCAGCUGAUUCGACAGCUUCGGUAGCAGCAGCAGCAGCUGAUGAGGCCGAUAAAAAGAAGAAAGAGGAGGAAGAUAAACCAGAAAAAAUGGAAGAAGAUUCUGAAGUUACCAGUACAGAUGAUGACAAGGCCAAGGAGGCUGAGGAAGAGGAGCAAAAAGAAAAAGAGAAAAAGAAGUCCACAAAUGGCGAGGCAAAUGGUAAAGAGGAGAAGCCACAAACCUCCAUUGCCGUGGAUGAUGGUGAAAAACCAUCAACAUCGAAUGGCGAAGCAGCCGGUGAAGAGGAUGAGGAAGAUAAUGAAGCGGCCUCCAACCUGCAAUUGGCAUGGGAAAUCCUCGAAUUGGCUGCAAAAAUCUUCUCUCGCCAAGGUGAACGUGGUCUACCCAAUUUGGCUGAAGUUCAAACUGAAUUGGCCAACAUUGAGUUUGAAAAUAACAUUUUAGAAUCAGCCCGUGAUGAUUAUGAAAAAGCAUUAAUUAUUUACAAGGAUUUGCCCAGCAAUUAUCGCCGUGCAAUGGCCGAAAUACACUAUAAAAUCGGUUUGUCAUUUUUAAUGCAACAGCAAAACAAAGAAGGAGCCGCAGCUUUGAAGGAGGCCUGCAAUCUUAUUGCAGGUGAAAUUGAUGAAAUCAAGAAAUCAACAGAACUCAGCGAAAAGGAUAAAAACAAUAUACAAGAUAUGGAGGAAACUAAACAAGAAAUUGAAGCGAAAAUCAUAGAAAUUGAAGAGACACAGGCACAGAACAUUGCUGAAGUACGUGCUGCUUUAGAUAGUUACAUUAAACCACUCAGUAGUGGUGAUGUUGAUGCUGGCUCUUCGAAAUCUGCAACAGCAGCGGCAGCUGCCUCCUCGUUAACAGCAGAUGGUAUUUUGUCGUCUUCAUCGUCGUCAUCAUCAUCAGCUGCUGCUAUAACCUCGUCGUCGAAACCUACCGAUAUUUCACAUUUAAUUAAGCGUAAAAAGCCAGAAGAGCCAACUUCAGAAGCCGAAGCUGCUGUUGUCUGUUCACCGGCCAAACGUCCUGCAGUCUAAAUAUUUAGUUUUGCUUUUGUGUCUGUGUGUGUGUUUUUUUUAAAUUUUAUUAAUAUUAAUUUUCAUUUGUAUAUUGAGAGAAAAACAAUAUGUAUCUACACAAUAUGCCCAUAAAUUAACUGCAUUCCAGUUGUGUAACACAAUGAAAUAAUGGCCUGCUCCUUCUUCAUCUCCCUGUUUUAUCUCAAUAAUAAUAAUAUAGAUUUUUUUUGGUUUCAUACUUUUCCUUGUCUUUCUUUUAACACUUAUUCCUAGAAAUGUGAAAUAAUUUAAUUUAUUUCUUAUAUUUUUUUUACUGGAAAAAAGUCCGCCGCUGUUUGUUGUUAAACAACUUUUUUUAUUUUAAACAUUUUUAAUUUUUUGUAAAAAUUUACCCCUGCCCUACCUUUUACCUACCUCGUCUUUAUUAUUCAGUAAAAAAAAAUAAUUUUGUAUGGCCUAUUUGUGUUUAUUUCCUUUCUUUAAUUUACAUUGAUAUUCUUCAAUAAGUUAAUUUAAAUUGUGGAAAAAAUACAUUUUAUUUUUCAGUUUGCUACUUAAAAAAAGGGUCCUGCUUUUUAUAAUUAUAAUAAAUUAUUCAUAUAUUUUUAUUCAAGCAAAAAUAAAAAUGCAAAUUACUGCAUCAACUCAUUAAAUUGCAGUACAUACAUACAUAAAUAUUUUUACACAAAUAGUUAAUAAGCGUAUUAAAAAAAAGAAAAUAUUUAAAUAAAGAUUUUUAUUAAAAAUACUUAACAGAAA